AUGAUGGAGCUGAAAAGGUGGAGGAAACAGCUGCAUACAUCACUGCACUUCCACUUGACACCUAUCGUAAUGAUAAAUGGCUCGUCUCACCGUGAUGAUGGAGCUAAAAAGGUGGAGGAAACAUACUUCAGAAGUCUCAUUGGGUGUUUGAUGUAUCUUACAGCACCAAGACGCGAUAUAUUAUAUGCGGUAAGUGUUCUAUCAAGGUUCAUGCAUUGUCCAAGUGAAGUACAUUUGAAGGCAGCCAAAAGAAUUGUGCGGUACAUCAAAGGAACCAUCACCUAUGGAGUCAAGUUUCAGAAGACUAAACCUGUGAAGCUUUUUGGGUAUUCUGACAGUGAUUGGGGCGGUUCCACGGAUGAUAUGAAGAGUACUUUAGGGUAUUGUUUUAGUCUUGGUUCAGUAGUUUUCUCAUGGAGUUGUAAGAAACAGGAAAUUGCGACUCAAUCCACUGUCAAAGCUGAGUUUAUGGCAGCUACAACAGCAGUAAAUCAAGAAUUGUGGCUGAAGAAAAUUUUUGUUGAUCUGCAUAUGGAGCCGACAGGAAGCAUUGAAAUGUUCAUGGACAACUAAGCAGCAAUAGCUAUUUCUCACAAUCCUGUGUUUCAUGGGAAAACUAAGCACUUCAAUAUCAAGUUUUUCUUCCUGAGAGAAAUGCAAAAAGAUGGAGAUAUAACUCCUGUCUACUGCAAGACGAAAGAA
This is a messenger RNA of Lycium barbarum (goji berry), 702 nucleotides long. RefSeq names its product secreted RxLR effector protein 161-like. The transcript has a single exon. The record is from RefSeq and is a predicted model, not a curated record. Bases 1 to 573 code for a protein of 190 amino acids. Lineage: Eukaryota; Viridiplantae; Streptophyta; Magnoliopsida; Solanales; Solanaceae.